Dendrobium catenatum is the source of this 1720-nucleotide messenger RNA. RefSeq names its product glyceraldehyde-3-phosphate dehydrogenase GAPCP2, chloroplastic. The transcript is spliced from 14 exons. The coding region runs from base 181 to 1476 and encodes 431 amino acids. NCBI's taxonomy places the organism in Eukaryota, Viridiplantae, Streptophyta, Magnoliopsida, Asparagales, Orchidaceae. The record is from RefSeq and is a predicted model, not a curated record. Gene Ontology annotation, molecular function: NAD binding; NADP binding; oxidoreductase activity, acting on the aldehyde or oxo group of donors, NAD or NADP as acceptor. Gene Ontology annotation, biological process: glucose metabolic process.
UCAAGAUUUCCGCCUCGUAAGAGAAAUUGACCCGCAAGCACCACAGCUAUAAAUACGGCGCGCAUCCCGCCUAGCUGCCAUUCCACCGACCUUCGCUCAGCCCCUCUACGUGUGUAGUUAGGGUUUUCUGCGCAGGUUUGGGAAGAAGAGAAAGAGGGGAGAGAACUGCUAACUCUGGUAAUGGCUUUUUCCGCUCUCCUCAGAUCCGCCACUCCUCCUCCCCAUGCUUACGGCGAUUACUUCCAUUCGGAUUCAAGAGCUCGAGCUCCAGAGCCGUUCAAGUUUUAUUGUCGGACUAGUAGAUCUAGCGCCUGUUCUGCUCGGAUCCGUUCGAGUACUUUAUGUUCUACGCUUUCGUCGGGUGUGGCCUCAACACAGACAUCUACGAAAAAAAGCUUUCACCCUACCAAAGCUACAGCAACCGAAGCACCUCCGGUUGUUCCAAGAUCACCAACCGAUGGGAGGACAAAGGUUGGCAUCAAUGGUUUUGGUCGUAUUGGAAGGUUGGUCUUACGCAUUGCUGCUUCUAGGGAUGAUACUGAGGUGGUGACCGUCAAUGAUCCUUUUAUUGAUGCUAGAUAUAUGGCAUAUAUGUUCAAGUAUGAUUCAACUCAUGGCGUAUUCAAAGGGACCCUUAAGGUUGUGGACGAGUCCACCCUGGAAAUCAACGGAAAAAGAAUUGCAGUUACCAGUAAAAGAGAUCCAGCAGAGAUUCCUUGGGGUGAUUUUGGUGCUGAAUAUGUGGUUGAAUCUUCAGGUGUUUUCACUACCAUGGGCAAAGCAUCAGCUCACUUGAAGGGCGGUGCUAAGAAGGUGGUAAUAUCAGCUCCAUCAGCUGAUGCACCUAUGUUUGUUGUGGGAGUGAAUGAGGAAAUGUAUCAACCAAGCAUGAACAUUGUCUCUAAUGCAAGCUGCACAACUAAUUGCCUAGCGCCUUUAGCAAAGGUCGUUCAUGAAGAGUUUGGUAUUGUUGAGGGCCUUAUGACAACAGUACAUGCAACUACAGCAACGCAGAAGACUGUUGAUGGUCCUUCUAUGAAGGAUUGGAGGGGAGGCCGUGGAGCGAGUCAGAACAUCAUACCCAGUUCAACAGGUGCCGCAAAGGCUGUUGGAAAAGUUCUUCCUGAACUCAAUGGGAAGCUAACUGGCAUGGCCUUCCGUGUUCCAACACCAAAUGUUUCUGUUGUUGACUUAACUUGCCGACUUGAGAAAGAUGCAUCCUAUGAGGACGUCAAGGCAGCUAUAAGGUUUGCAUCAGAGGGUCCCUUGAAAGGCAUCCUUGGAUACACUGAUGAAGAUGUUGUUUCUAAUGAUUUCAUUGGCGACUCCAGGUCAAGCAUCUUUGAUGCUAAGGCUGGAAUAGGAUUGAGCUCUCAAUUCAUGAAACUUGUUUCAUGGUAUGACAACGAGUGGGGUUACAGCAACCGCGUGUUGGAUCUGAUAGAGCACAUGGCCCUCGUCUGCGCUCGUAAUUAAUGCAUGAUUCCUGAAUAGAGACAAAAGCAUAAGAUGUUUGCUGCUUGUUUCUCCAAUAAUUUUCCAGGAACCGACUUCUUUAAAUUGUUUUAGUUUUGAUACCAAGGUCUGCUUUCCGGGUCCCUAACACUGGAGAGAAGAGCAAGCUGGAUUUCUAAUUUCUAUACCAUGAUCUGUAUCAACAAGAAAAUAAGGAAGUUAAUUUAUUCUUUCAGGAUUUUAUUGAAAUUUGAUCUUGUUUUAA